AUGAGCAACCUCUGGCCCUCGAGGGCCGCUCAAGACGGGGCACAGGCCCUCACGCCCACCGGAGACGUCGCCGACACGGGAGAGGUUACAGACAUGGCCGGAGAGACCGAGCAACAUGAGCUUCCACCCGUCCCCGCGCCGCCGCCGGCGAGACCUCCCCUCCAGCGCAACGCCUUGCAAGGAGCUCCCCCCGCGGCACCCAUGGCUCCUCCUCCGGCUAAUGGCCCCCCGAAUCCGACCGACUCGCUCUCUCUACAGCAAUUACGCCAUAUCGUCGCCGAGUUCAACCGUUCUGAGCCCGUCGCCUACGACUUUGAGUACACCGACCUGGGCCCGCACGCCGAGGAGAUCGACGAGUGGUUCAAUUAUCAACUACCACAGUGGGUACGACUGAGUGCAGCCCAGCGAGCGUUUAAGUGGCAUUGGCAGCACGAGUUCCACGCCCAGGACGAGUGGGACGACGCCGACAACGACACACGUGCGCGCUUCAUCCAGGCCGCCAUCGCAGGCGUGCAGUCCAACGAUGCCGCGCUGCGGAACGCUUCAAUCGGGAAGCUGGUGUACCUUGUUCUGGGGCGUUGGAACGAUACUGCCAUGUCGAAUGCGACGCCUGGUGAUAGUCGGUCGGUCGCGAGUAAAUCCCAGCUCCAGGCCAUCAAGGCCGGGGUUGAGUGUUUGACGUCUUUGGAGGGUUUGCAUGUCAUAUGGGAAGCCCUCAGAAAUAGCUUUGAAGUGCAUUGGUCAGGAGAACCCCUGGGGCAACUUAACAAUGUUCAAGAAGCACAAGAUGAGUUGAUGAACCUCAUGACUAUCAUGUAUAUUGCCAUACAAGAGACUCUGAGCGAUCCAGAGGACAUGUCCUCCACGCACGGAAAGCUAUUGGAACUCAAGCCCUCGUUGGUCGAUUACAUGUUUACAGCAACAUCAAAACUCCGUUGGGACGAGCAUAACACUAUGCCCCAAACUCAUAUAUUUCUCCUCUUCUGGAAGUCUAUCCUCCUUGUGUUCGGCGGGUCCAAGGAGCUCAAGGCCAUCAAGGAGGCUACCAAUGAGAUGGGCGACAAGGCAGCUGGUAAAGACACCAUCACUGCUUCGCCCCUAGACUAUCACGUCUUCCGCCAAGAGAUCACCUCUAAAUACCCGGCCUAUGUGCCUCCUCAACCAGCCAUCCCAUUGGAAGCAGAUAACACCUCCUUAUUGCCCCCACUGUCCAACCAAGUAUCUAGGAAUAAUGGUGCUAAUGGCAUUAUCCCCGCACCGCCACAGGUUCAAAGCGGAGGAACCUCGAUCCUGGACCAGCCGGUUCAUAUCGCAACUCCAGCCCCUUCACCACCUCCCUCACCAGGCGUUGGUGGGAAAGGCGGCAAGAAGCAGAAUUACCAAACGAACCAGAACUUCCCAUUCAUGUACCCGCCUUUGGAUGCCACCAGUAACAGUGCUGGCGGAAAGGGUCCUGCCGGUCUCCAAAACGCUCUGGUUGGCCGGAAAUGGGAGGGCAGCGAUAUUCCCGCGUCCAUCCUCGAGGCCGGAGAGCUGUUCUCUACGCGGGUGAGGAUGACCCGGGCAACCCGUCAGCUAUGGGAGGAGCGCGAGCGAUUCCUCAAGUUUGAACGUGGAUACGAUAGUAGCGAUGACGAUGACAACGACGACAUUGAGGAUCUCGACCUAAACGAGCUUUCGCUGGAAGAGCAGGAAAUAUUGAAAGAAGUCAGAGCGGAGACAAAAGCGGAAGAGAAGGCCAAGCGUCCAGCAGCUGCUGAACCUGAGAUAGACUACGGCCCUCGGCCGGAAGCCUUGACUGAAAAGGAUAAGCAACGACUUCUUGCUGUGGAGAGGUUUUAUCGCGAUGCUUUGCCUCACCUCCAAUCUUUGGUGAUUGUGCUUCUGCGGCCGAUUCUUCUUAACGUGACUGCGGUCGUCGCGCAACAACCACAACAAGGACCGCCGGGAAUGGGUAGGGGCAACAAUCCUGGCAUGAACGGAGGUCCUGCAGGCAACAGACAACAGCAGCAGCAACAGCAGCAACAACAAGAAUUGCCAGGACAGAAUGCGCCUAGGGUCCCAACUCCAGAACUGUCCCUGGAAGAAGUCGACGCUGCAAGGACACGAGAGAUUACCUCCAAAGCCAUGACUGGAAUUCUCAUCCUCCUACUAAAGUGGCUACGGGUUUCUCAUGUGCUCAAGUUUGAGUACAUGACACAACUACUUCUCGACUCUAAUUACGUCCCUCUCGUUCUUAAGCUGUUCGCUCAUCAGGAUGUACAGCAAGUCGUCGACAGCAAGAUGGACCGAGCUGAAAACAGUUUCUUUCACUUUUGCAACUUACUAUCAAAGUCGAGAGACAAGGCAGCUGCAGAGAUGGAACAAGAUGACGACGAUCUAGAAGAGAGCGAAGACGAAGCAGCGCCCCCGCCGAUCAAGAGACGGCGGUCACCACCCUCGCAACAAAACCAGGAAGAGGACGGAGAUAUGAAGAGUGAUGACCUGUCUUCCACAAGACCCGAGGUUGACGAGUUGGGAUAUCCCAUCAACGCCCUCCCUAUGGAACCUAUUACGGACUUUUCCCGCCGCAACUUUUUCUCUCUCAUCAACUACCUGAGAGUGAUGCAGAAGAUCUGCAAGAACAAAGCACACCGAAACUUGCUUCUCGUGCAGUAUAAGUCGUCGACGAUUCUCCGCAAGUCGCUCAAGGUGCCACAGCCAGAUUUGCGCCUCUACACGCUCAAGCUCUUCAAGAACCAGGUCCCAUACUGCGGCCGUAAGUGGCGCCAGAGCAACAUGAGGGUCAUCACAGCGGUCUACCUGCACUGUCGACCGGAGCUCCGGGACGAGUGGCUCGCCGGUAGCGACGUCGACGCCGAGGUGGACGCGGCCUUGCCGCUGGAGCAGGCCCUCAGGAGUCUGACGCACUGGCUCAACAUUCGACGGUACCCGGAUAAGAUUGCGCCGGAUAUCAGAGCUGCGAUGAGGGAGGAGCAGGACUUUUUCUCGAGGGAGCUUGAAAAGCUGGAUUUGAGCUGGCCGGACCCCGGGGCUGAUGAUGGGAUGAGUGAGCUGGAGCAUGUUGAGGGAUGGUGA
Messenger RNA from Fusarium falciforme, 3078 nucleotides. RefSeq lists its product as hypothetical. The record is from RefSeq and is a predicted model, not a curated record. The transcript is spliced from 7 exons. The coding region runs from base 1 to 3078 and encodes 1025 amino acids. Gene Ontology annotation, biological process: cytoskeleton organization. Lineage: Eukaryota; Fungi; Ascomycota; Sordariomycetes; Hypocreales; Nectriaceae. Gene Ontology annotation, cellular component: cytosol.